Molecule: messenger RNA, 1883 nt
Organism: Photinus pyralis (common eastern firefly)
Lineage: Eukaryota; Metazoa; Arthropoda; Insecta; Coleoptera; Lampyridae
Exons: 10
Coding region: 233-1603 (456 amino acids)
Biological process (GO): regulation of DNA-templated transcription
Molecular function (GO): protein binding
Source: RefSeq, a predicted model, not a curated record
CUGGUUAGUGUUCUACUUGCGACGUCAUAAUGAGUCUUACGUCGGCGAAGGUGUUCGCGAGUUGUUUCGCACUCUGAGAGACGAUUUGCGUGCAAACAACCGCGAAGCGUCGCGACGGCUUUUCUGUUUCGAACCAUUCACAUUUUCACGUAAAUUGUAGUGCAGUGAAGUGCAACAUUUGGGAUUAUAUACACAAUAAAUCUGGAGUUACCUACUCUAUGAUUAUCAAGAAAUGGUGUCGCGUAGAAAGAUUCUAUCACGAUCCCGAGAUGAUCUUCACAUGGAUUCCAAUUUCCAACAACCCGAAGACGAGGAAGACGUUUGGUACCAAAAGGACAAACUUUACAAGGAUCACAUCCAGGAAGUAUUAGAUAAAUGGACGCAAAUUGAUGACGAAAUAUGGGCGAAAGUGAUCGUUUUGGAACGAAAUAGAAGAGUCGCAAAGGCGUACGCGCGAGCUCCAGUUUUGACGGUAAAUGGAUCUGAUGAUGGAUUCGACGGAUUUCGAAUUGGAUUGUGCGGUUUCGAGAAUCCUAUGCGAGAUCAAAAAACCGAAGAGUUCAAGAGGCAUAUAGGACACGGCGUUAAAAUAAAAAUGGACGAUGCGGGAAAUAUUCUCAUUAAGCGGCUAUCAAAAUGUAAUGUCUACGUAAAAAAUACGGGGCAAGACGACGAAAAUGCUAUAGGGAAUGAAGUUCUAAAGUUACAAGGCUGUGCGCUUGAACCAGAAAAGCCGUUCAAGUUAUUUGAUAUGAAGAAAUUUCAAUCUAAUGUAAAUCGGGAGCUGCGGAGGGCGUAUCCUGAUAGGCGAAGAUUGGAGUGUCAGUGUCUUAGUGCGAUCGCUUUUGUCAAAUCGGAGCCAGAACUUCUAGAAUGUCCCAUAUGGGUUCUUAUUAUAAAUGUUGUAGCUAUGGAUAUGUUAAAAUCCAAAUUACCACCAGUUCAAAGAGUGGUCGAUAUCAAAAAUAGGCCCAGAAUUCCAAUUCCCGACGAAGAUCCAUACAGUGUCGCUGGAAAUGGCAGCGGUUCGUCAGGUAGUUCAGGAUUUGCGGGCACGAUGGGGGUGGCAGCCACGCGAGAGCAGCUCCUUUUACAAAGCCAACAUCACGCUCAACGUCGCAGUGAAAAACCUCCCAAAUUACCGCCCAGAGAAAAUUUAUACCCGCACAACAUUCCAAAGCCUGACUAUGACGACGCGGAAGAUGAAAGCAGAUUAAAACCAUUUACCUUCUCCAGAGGGAAAGAGAAGUCAAAAAAUAAUAACAAAAAAUAUGAUGACCCAUACUAUUGUGGACUACGUGCUCGUGUUCCGAACUUUGUUUCAAAAUCUAAGGGCAAAGAAGCCGUUACGUCCAAACGAUUUUCCGUGAGUCAACAGCAGCAGCAGCAGCCUCCGCCUUUACCGCCUACACAUCAACACCUUAUCCACCCACACCACAUGCACAAUAAUCAGCCUAUGUGGCACGCUAGAAGUUUUGAAAGUGGUAUAGAUGUAGAACAGACGGAGUCUCCCUAUAACCAGAUAUAUGGUCGUCUUCGCAUUCCCACCAGGGGAUACAUUCCUAGUCAGCCCCGAACAAUGUAUAUAGGAGAAUGGGACUAAUCGAUUCAUAUAUAGUUGAAUGUUCAUGGAGUUGUCUCCAUGUACCUACGUGUAGUGUAGUGUGUGUGCAUCACAACUGUACAUAUAAACUUUGUAGACGAAAACCAAAAAGACUAAAACGACUCCACUUUGCGUGAUGCCUUUACAAUCACGUUUUGGUAUACAUACAUUACAUAAAAUACGUAUAUAUCUUGUGUAAAAUAUGCUGAUUUGUACGCGUGGAAAUAUUUUUCAUAAUUUAUAUUUAAACAAUAUAUGGUGAUGGAGCCCUGUUACAAUA